Messenger RNA from Macrosiphum euphorbiae (potato aphid), 294 nucleotides. NCBI's taxonomy places the organism in Eukaryota, Metazoa, Arthropoda, Insecta, Hemiptera, Aphididae. The record is from the annotation of a GenBank genome assembly.
AUGACAUUUACCGGUGCUGGUGUACGGGUGUUUAAUGCACCCGUAUACCAGCAAAGCGAACCAGUUAGAAAUCCCCCUAACCACAACCGGUAUGGGGGGAUUAAGGCCGCGAAUAUAGGGCCGCGAAAAAAAAUCAAUAAAAGACGUUGUUAUAGUUGUUCCCGAUACGGGCACCUUGCCCGGGAUUGUCUCGCCCCCCGUAAGCCAAACCGCGUGAGACAUCCACCAUCACCGUCAGCUCCAGAUGACAAAAUGGAGGUCGAGGAGCAGGUGGUGGUGGUGGAAGAGCCUUAA